Molecule: messenger RNA, 3065 nt
Organism: Megalobrama amblycephala (Wuchang bream)
Lineage: Eukaryota; Metazoa; Chordata; Actinopteri; Cypriniformes; Xenocyprididae
Product: zinc finger CCCH domain-containing protein 18-like
Exons: 13
Coding region: 1050-2414 (454 amino acids)
Source: RefSeq, a predicted model, not a curated record
ACUUAUUGAUGCAGGCAUACCUUGCGUGAGCACUUUUGUGUUAGACUAUAUGCAUUUGAUUUGUUUAGGAGUAGUAAAACGUGUUCUAGUCUUUUUGUCUCGGGGUCCAAAAGUGUGCCGGCUAUCUGCAAGACAAAAAGAUGAGAUCUCAGAAAAACUAAACAAGCUGAAUGGAUCCAUGCCAAGUGACUUUGCAAGGCAGCCCAGGGGUUUGAGGGAACUGGAUAGAUGGAAAGCCACUGAAUUUCGACAGUUUGUUUUAUAUACUGGACCAAAUGUUCUUCGAAAUGUAGUUUCACGUGAAGUGUAUACUCACUUUUUGACAUUGACAGUGGCUCUGUCAAUCCUGCUGAGCUCUGAUGAGAACACACGACGUUCAUAUAUUGCAUAUGCUGAGGAGCUUCUAAAAUACUUCAUUAAAAGGUGUGAUGACCUUUAUGGAAAAACAUUUGCAGUCUACAAUGUGCACUGCCUGUUGCAUCUGCAUGAAGAUGCUUCUCGCUUCAACUGUUCACUAAAUGACAUCUCAUGUUUCCCAUUCGAAAAUCAUCUGCAAGUAAUAAAAAAAUUGGUCAAAAAUAGCCACAAUCCAAUCGCUCAAGUAACAAAGCGGAUGAGUGAGAUCGAAAAUGCAAAGAAAGGCAUCAACAAGCCUCAAGAGCCAAGGUCAUGUUUUUAUAUAUCAACCAAAGAUAAAGACCACUGCUUUAUGCUUCACAAUGAAAAUUUUGCAUUUGUGAAGGAAAAAAGGCAAGAUGGAACUUUGGUAUGUGAUGUGCUGAGCCAAAAGGACACAAGAGACUUUUUUAAGAAGCCAUGUGAGUCAAGGCUAUUGAAUAUAGUCUAUGUUCAAAGAAAACGGACAAAGACAAAGUUAUUGCAAACCAAAGACCUUUACCGGAAAGUUGCUUGUCUCCCUUGUGAACAAGGGCAUGUCCUUUUUCCUCUCCUCCAUGGAAUGGAGCACAGGAAAUGAACACAAGUAACGCAUGUAAUAUUUACUAUUAUUCAAAAUAGUAGUGCACUGUUAGCAUCAUGUAGAAAAGGAAAUGUGUAGUUCUAAAUUAAAUAAUCUAAUUGUGUUUCAGGCAAUGGUAUACGCACGGGCUGUUUGGGUGGAGAAUGGGAAGCAGAUGGAAGGAGUUUUGCCAUUGAACUGGAUUGACACAGAGACCAAAGUGGUGCGAUGGCCUCUAAAAAACGUGUCUGUGGCACAUAAGCGCCUUUUACAACCACAAGAGGACUGGUUAAGCUUUGAAUUUGUUAAAGUCAAAGUCACAUCAGUAAGCCGACAGGAGUGUGAAAAAUAUAAUUACACCUCAGCUCAAACCGAAGAGGAGGACACAGUCAGUCAAAAGAGAAUGAAGAAAAGAAGGAAAUUUGAAGAUUAUGUUCAAGGGUCAGAUUUGUCUCCUGAGGAGGAUGAGUCCUUGCCAGACAAGAAAAAGGAGGAUACAGUGUUGCUUCCGGUUCCUCCGCCAAAGGGACAAAAUGCAAUGCUGCUCGAGUUACCUGCACCCCCAGAACUGGCUAACACCACCAUUAGACAACCAGAGAGUCCUGCAUCUUCAGACAUUUCUGGAUGUUCUUGUCCAACGCAUCACCGUUCACCCACAAGGUCUGAAUCCUUAGAAGCAUUUAGUCCAGAGUCAGCCAGGUCUAGGCUUUCACGCACACCUCAGCGUGGAGUUCGAAAGCCAUCACAGUCCGGGAGCAGAAAGAGUCGGGCGUCCUCAUCCAGAUCUAGGCGUUCUCGCACACCUCAGCGUGGAGUUCGAAAGCCAUCACAGUCCGGGAGCAGAAAGAGUCGGGCGUCCUCAUCCAGAUCUAGGCGUUCUCGCACACCUCAGCGUGGAGUUCGAAAGCCAUCACAGUCCGGGAGCAGAAAAGGUCGGGCGUCCUCAUCCAGAUCUAGGCGUUCUCGCACACCUCAGCGUGGAGUUCAAAUGCCAUCACAGUCCGAGAGAGGCUUAUUCCCCAUGUCUCAAGCUAAAUACCAGAAGUCAGUGCUUGGAAAGCUAGUUGAACUUCUUGAUGAGAUAAAAAGAGUCGGAAGGCACUAUGAGCCGCUGAAUUCUGCUGUCCAUGUUGCUAGGCUAGAAACCUUUGAAGAUUUUGCUGAAGAAGAGGCACGUCUCAAGGAACGCAACCUCUGGGAACAAAGGGUGUCCCAGCUCUCAAAGGUGGGAGGGAGGAAUAACAAAGACUGCGUCCAUAAAGUAAUGGACAGGCUUUUCACCAACAGCCUAAUGGCUACUUUCAACAUGAAGGGGCGGGGUCGCAGUGAGAAAAAAGCCUUCCAGGAUACCGUUCUUUACUCUGUGGUAAAAGGUAACUGCAUUUUUCAUGUUUAUACAGGUGUUUCUCAAAUUAGAAUAGUGGAAAAGUCCAUUAAUUUUAGGAAUUCAACUUAAAGGUCCAAUAUGUAAAUUUCUUCGCCGCUAGGGGUUGCUAACCUCUUACAAGACACGCGACACGAGUCCCGCGAAUAUAAAGGAAUAUUGACAAUUCUACCGAAAUACACGGAAGUGUUGAAUUACUACUCACAGCUCAGUUUAUUAGACGAAUGAAACUUGCAGCGCUGUUUCACUUGGUCAAACCGUUACACGAUCAAACUAAACUAGUGUAUUGUAAGUUAUAAUGUUAUUCUAUGUGUUAGUUUGUCUGUAUGAGACUAGCAGUAAUUUCAACAUUAGAAUAACAUACAGAUCCUAUUCUAACAUUUCAUCAUGUAAACUAUAUAACAUUGAUUAGUUUUACGUACAUUUUCUUACCUGUCUAAUAAAGUACAUGUAAGAGCAGCGUCAAGUGGAAGUUAGUCUCGGACGUAGAGCUCUCGACAUCUCGAAAACACCGCGCUGAUGUUGAUCCACGUUUUAGUUCUCCUUUUUUUAUCUAAAGUCUGCUUGCCAUGGUCCAUAAUGUUUGAACGAAACAACAAGCGUGCAGAUAGACAUUUCGAACUACACAGUUGUCCACGUCUGUCGCCUUGGUUACAAUCAGAGGGCUCUGGUUACUAUACAGCGGAAACCAGGGAGAACGUGGAUAUUACGUCAGUGACAGGC